GGGGGUGGUGUGGUGUGGCAAAGUGAGGUGGAGGGUCGGUGAAAGCUAAAACCAAACCAAACCCUUUUUUUUCUUCUCUUUUUUUCCAUUUUAAAAAAAAAUGGUAAGUACUACUACAUGCCAGAGUGUGCACCAGGCUGCACCAGCAUAUAUACCCCUUCUCUUCUCACUCUCUUCCACACACACUUGCCCAUCAUCAAAGUUUUUUCCUUUCUCUGCUCUUUGCCUUCUCUGACACAUUUGGUGCCUUGUAGAGCGUGUUUUGGCAGGAAGGUGGUAUGGCGAAGGACGUUGAGGUUGCUGAGCGUGGCUCCUUCUCUGGGAAGGACUACCAGGACCCUCCACCAGCACCACUCAUUGAUGCUGAGGAGCUCACAAAGUGGUCCUUUUACAGGGCUCUCAUUGCUGAAUUCAUUGCCACUUUGCUCUUCCUCUACAUUACUGUGCUCACAGUCAUAGGGUACAAUCACCAGACUGACCUCAAGGAAAAUGGUGAAAUCUGUGGUGGGGUUGGCAUUCUUGGCAUUGCAUGGGCCUUUGGUGGCAUGAUCUUCAUCCUUGUCUACUGCACUGCUGGGAUUUCAGGGGGUCACAUUAACCCAGCGGUGACAUUUGGGCUGUUUUUGGCUCGCAAGGUGUCUUUGAUCCGAGCCAUCAUGUACAUGGUGGCUCAGUGCUUAGGUGCUAUCUGUGGAGUUGGUUUGGUUAAGGCUUUCCAAAAGUCUUACUUCAACAAGUAUGGUGGUGGGGCUAAUUCCCUCGCUGCUGGGUACAGCACAGGUACUGGAUUGGGUGCUGAGAUUAUUGGAACCUUUGUUUUGGUCUACACUGUCUUCUCUGCCACUGACCCCAAGAGGAAUGCCAGAGAUUCCCAUGUGCCGGUUUUGGCUCCACUUCCCAUUGGAUUUGCUGUGUUCAUGGUUCACUUGGCCACCAUCCCAGUCACUGGUACUGGUAUCAACCCUGCUAGGAGUCUUGGAGCUGCUGUUAUCUACAACCAAGAUAAGCCAUGGGAUGACCAUUGGAUCUUUUGGGUAGGACCAUUUAUUGGGGCAGCCAUUGCAGCCUUCUACCAUCAGUUCAUCUUAAGAGCAGGUGCAGCUAAGGCUCUUGGAUCAUUCAGGAGUAACCCCCAUAAUUGAGUUGUCUUUCUCUUCCUUAUGAUGGCUCUAGUGGAAAGAAGAUAAUUGGAGAGAUGGGGGUUGAUAUGGCAAGUUUAAUAAUAAUUGGGAAUGCUUUUGGCUUGUGUUUUGCAACGUUUCUUUGACCCUCUCGAUUAUGUCUUCAAGAUUGUGGAUAAGUGUAGAUUAAAGUCUCUUUCAUGACAGGGGGAGCCUUUUGCACUUUCCUCUGUGGUGUUCUUCCCUUUAGUGUGUCAUUUUUUUCUUUUAAGUUAUUCUCUUCAGCUGUCAUCUCUGUACUCAAAAUAUAUUUAUGGAAAAUGUUAAAUUUUAAUUUUAAUUA
Messenger RNA from Glycine soja, 1464 nucleotides. Its product is annotated as aquaporin PIP2-2-like. Gene Ontology annotation, molecular function: water channel activity. Gene Ontology annotation, cellular component: plasma membrane. The transcript is spliced from 4 exons. The coding region runs from base 279 to 1142 and encodes 287 amino acids. Gene Ontology annotation, biological process: transmembrane transport. The record is from RefSeq and is a predicted model, not a curated record. Lineage: Eukaryota; Viridiplantae; Streptophyta; Magnoliopsida; Fabales; Fabaceae.